Coniophora puteana RWD-64-598 SS2 is the source of this 1574-nucleotide messenger RNA. RefSeq lists its product as uncharacterized. Bases 564 to 1070 code for a protein of 168 amino acids. Lineage: Eukaryota; Fungi; Basidiomycota; Agaricomycetes; Boletales; Coniophoraceae. The record is from RefSeq and is a predicted model, not a curated record. The transcript has 5 exons.
CUCACAACGUGACCAUGAACACCUUUUGGGCGUGCCCACGUAUAUCGAUAUACACUCUUCUGGAAGCUAUCUACGUCGAGCCCUAUCACGCCUUCGUGGCCCUGGCGCUAAUAUCACUACGUCCCUUUACUAGAGGAUGGGCCAGGUAAGAAGCAGCACAUUCAGCUACACCCCAUAAGAACCUCGAAAACUCCGUCGCGACGGCGAGUCUCGAUAUCGCAUGGUCCAGGUUACGCGGAUCCACCGCGGAGCUCCUCGCAUAUUACGAGACUACGCCUGCACCCAUCUCAACUAUAACCUCUCCCAGGGAUAAGGCGGUGCAAAGGUGGUGAUUUCGCAAAGGUUUCGGCCCGCCUCAAGCAGGUUCGGCUGAACGCGGCAUUAGCAGGUUCCAGUUUCUUUUGAAGUACUAAUCAGACUAUUCUGAUUACUACUGAUCACUGCUUCGUAGGUUACUCCGUGCAACGGCUCCUCGAGGGUCAGAUCAUCUUUUCUUUUCCGAGCCACCGCCGACAUCUCUUACUCUAGCCCGCUUCAUUGAUAUGCCUCGAGGUUUUCCGAGAAUGUUUGCUCCGAAAAUCCGAUUUGAACCUCGAGAAGCCAGCUUGGCAGAGUAUCUCGCCGAGGCUGCAAAGCACUCCAUCCGUCUUGCGCCGUGGAGCCUGGAGGUCUCAUCUUUAUUUGGCUACGUCGUGGCCGGCAUUGUCAUGUCUGCAUAUCCCUCUAGUAUGAUUGCCCACCCCACGACGCAUGCACAGCUAAUAGCGUCUUACGAGACAUGUCCUCGUGACCUGGCCUCGGGAACCUGUGCCUGUCGACAUCGGGAUCUUCACGUAAGCUUGACUGGCCUUCCCGCGAGCAUGUUGCUCAGGGCGCAGCGCUUGACAUGGAAGUACCACCUAACCGUGAUCUGCGAAUCUGCUUCCCUUUGUUGCUAUAGAACCCGCGCCGACACCUCGACAAACGACCCGCACACUUCCAUUUUCAUCUCCUGUGGAUCAUGUGCCCAGUCCCCGUGGGCCGCUGCCACAAUAAUAGCGACUUGGGCAAGAAUGGAUGUUUCGCGCUAAGACUGGCUCCAUCAUACUCCCGCGCCGCGUUUGCUGUGCUAGCCGACUGUCAACCAUGCAUAGAUUUGAGGACAUCUACGAUCAAGAUACUGAACAAACAGCCAAAGAUGCGCCACGAAGGUGCUGUUCGACACUCCCACUCCUCCGUCAACAUCACGCUGAUACUUCACGGAAUCUCCCUCCUUGGUCAGUGAGUCACGUUAGUGCAAAUCACACCAUCAAACCUUCGAAGGCCGGAGGAAACAUUGUGCGAGUGAUAGAAACAGAAAGUAGCUAUCAACGCUCCAACUGUCAAAAAUAGCACCAUCGAGGAUCAGGCGGAUGAUGCACACGUGCGAAUAAACUCUACGAGCGUGGCCAUGCUUUACCAGGAACUCCCCGACGACCACGCAAACGGCGAAAGAGAGUACAUGAGCUUGUAGAUCCGGAAGCUUGAGGCCAUAGGGCUGUGUCCUAGGACGUGAAGAAGCUAAAGUCCAAAACUUGUUUCGUACAGAUUAGUGC